Molecule: messenger RNA, 2662 nt
Organism: Colius striatus (speckled mousebird)
Lineage: Eukaryota; Metazoa; Chordata; Aves; Coliiformes; Coliidae
Gene: LPIN3
Product: lipin 3
Exons: 20
Coding region: 89-2662 (857 amino acids)
Biological process (GO): triglyceride biosynthetic process; positive regulation of transcription by RNA polymerase II; cellular response to insulin stimulus
Cellular component (GO): nucleus
Molecular function (GO): transcription coactivator activity; phosphatidate phosphatase activity
Source: RefSeq, a predicted model, not a curated record
GCUAGCAGAGAGCAGCUCCGGGGGUUCUGGGCUGGUUGCCCCCAAGUUGAGGAGGUGCUGGGGUGCAGCAGCUGCCCAGUCUCAGACAAUGAACUACGUGGGGCAGCUUGCUGAGACCGUCUUUGUCACGGUGAAGGAGCUGUACCGGGGCCUGAACCCCGCCACGCUGACGGGCUGCAUCGAUGUGGUGGUGGUCAGACAGCCCGACGACUCCUUCCAGUGCUCCCCGUUCCACGUGCGCUUCGGGAAGCUGGGUGUGCUGCGCUCUAGGGAGAAGGUGGUUGAUAUUGAAAUCAAUGGGGAGCCUGUGGACCUGCACAUGAAGCUGGGUGACAAUGGAGAAGCCUUCUUUGUCCAGGAGUCAGAGGAGAAUGAGGACAUCCCCUCCCGCCUCUGCACAUCCCCCAUCCCCAGGGAGGAGAGCCCAGAGGAUGCUGCUCAGGCCUCCAGCACUGAAGUGACCCUUUGCAAGAGGUGCUGGCGCAGGAGGAAGCCCAAGCAGAAGGAAGAGUCAGGCUCUGAGUGCAAAGGCUGUGAGGAGUCCAUAGCUCACAUGGAGCUAUGUGAGCUGCCAGCCCCUAGUGAUGCAGUGUAUUUCUCCUUCACUGAUCUCCCUGAAGAGGAAACCAGGUCAUUGCAGUCAUCAGAGAUGCACCCAUACUCUGAUGGGGAGCUGGCCUCCAUGGGCAGUCAUCCCCUGAGUCAUCCAUCCUCUCCCAAAAGUGACUCUGAGCUGGAGAUUAGACCACAGGAAAGUUUUGCUCUUGGGGCUGAAUCCUACAUGCAGUGGACUUGGGGAAGGCUCCCUCAGGUGAAUAAAUCUGAACGAGUUGAACCAGACAUGUGCACAAAGACCAUUGCUGCUGCAGCAACUACUGCCUCUGCAACACUAGUCCCAGUGGAUGAGGCCACCCCUCUUGUUGCCACUUCUGAGGGUCUGGGAGGCAGCCCAAACCCAGCAGGACCUCAAGGCAUACCUUGUUCUGCUGUUGAAUCUGUGGCUGAGCAAACACCUGCACCCCAGGAUGGGAAGAUGGGGGCAGAGAGCUUGUUGGAGGCUGCCUCAGCCACACAAGAGGAAGAGGGGAGAGGUGGGAAUGUUGUACCAGAGGUUCAGCCUUUUGAAGAAGCUGCUGUCCUGAGACAGGUGGGCUCAGAAGGCUCCAAGCCCCAACUGGAGAGCCAGAGGAGACAAGGAUCCAUCAAAAGAAGCCUGCACUUGGGUCCCAGUGACGUUUACCUGGAAGACCUCUCCCACCUGGAUGAAGAGCAGGUGGCUUUCCAUUUCCCCAGGAGUGACACAGAGCAGAGUUCAAAGGCUGUGGCAGAACCCAGCAGCCCUCUGUGUGUCCAGCUGCCAUCUGAUGUGCCCACAGACUCCAACUCUGACCUCCUGCCCACAAUUGCUCUGUCGCUGUGCGGAGGCCUGGGGGGCACCAGGCAGAUACCCCAUGAGAAGUUCAUGGAGCACAUGGUCUCCUACCAGCAGUUUGCUGAGAACCCAGGACUCAUCGAUGACCCGAACCUGGUGAUACUGAUCAACAAGAAGUAUUACAACUGGGCAGUGGCUGCUCCCAUGGUACUGUCCCUGCAGGCUUUCCAGAGGAACAUUCCUGAGAGCACCAUUGACCAGCUGGUGAAGGAGAAGAUGCCCAAGAAGGGCAGCAGGUGGUGGUUCUCCUGGAGGAGGAGAGAAUUCCCAGCUGAGGAGGUGUGUUGGCAGCAGUGGUUGCCAGGGAAAGCCAGUGUGAGGUCUCUGCAGCCCGACUCUACUCAGCAGAGGCAGGAAGAAGAGGGGUCAUCCAGUGAUGAUGAGUCCCUGCACCCUGGGGACAUGGUAGCAGUGGAUGCCCCUGCAGAGAAACCUCUGCCCACCUAUAAGAAGUCCCUGCGGCUCUCCUCCCAACAAAUUGAAAGACUGAACUUGCAGGAUGGCCCCAACGAGGUGGCAUUCAGUGUGACAACCCAGUACCAGGGGACAUGCCGCUGCGAGGCCACCAUCUACCUGUGGAACUGGGAUGACAAGGUGGUUAUCUCAGACAUUGAUGGCACCAUCACCAGGUCAGAUGCUCUUGGGCACAUUUUGCCUCACUUGGGAAAAGACUGGACUCAUCAUGGGAUUGCCAAACUCUUCCACAAAAUCCACCUGAAUGGCUACAAGUUCCUCUACUGCUCAGCCAGAGCGAUUGGCAUGGCACACAUGACCAAAGGCUACCUCAAAUGGGUCAAUGAGCAAGGCUGUGCCCUCCCCAAAGGCCCCAUCCUGCUUGCCCCCAGCAGCCUCUUCUCUGCCUUCCACAGGGAGGUGAUUGAGAAGAAGCCAGAGGUGUUCAAGAUCGCCUGCUUGAUGGACAUCCAAAACCUCUUUGCCACGGAGCUGCCCUUCUAUGCAGCCUUUGGGAACAGAGCAAGUGAUGUCUAUGCUUACAAGCAAGUGGGUCUGCCAGAGAGCCGCAUCUUCACUGUCAACCCCAAGGGAGAGCUGAUCCAGGAGCUCACCAAGAACCACAAGUCAACGUAUGAGCGGCUGUCAGAGCUGGUGGAGCUGAUCUUCCCUCCCCUGGGGCAGAGUGGGAGCGUGGCUCUGGUGUGCCCAGAGUACAGCCACUUUGCCUACUGGAGACCUCCACUGCAUGUUGUUGACUGGGAGACCUUCUCCUGA